Molecule: messenger RNA, 7775 nt
Organism: Harpegnathos saltator (Jerdon's jumping ant)
Lineage: Eukaryota; Metazoa; Arthropoda; Insecta; Hymenoptera; Formicidae
Gene: Elk
Product: Eag-like K[+] channel
Exons: 16
Coding region: 492-3623 (1043 amino acids)
Biological process (GO): regulation of membrane potential; potassium ion transmembrane transport
Cellular component (GO): plasma membrane
Molecular function (GO): voltage-gated potassium channel activity
Source: RefSeq, a predicted model, not a curated record
GCCCUCACAUACAACCGGGAGGCUCGCGUGUGUCUGUAUCUAGCACGGUUUACCACAUGUUGCGCUUCGACGCGAGGGGCGCAAGUCAGCCAGGAGCCCGGGCCAUCAGGAUAGACGGAAUCUCUCCCCUCGGCUCGGUCAGUUACGCGAUUGCUAGCGGACGAUUCGCGCGGCCGGUGCGCGUCCCGAGCUGCUGUUGCUGCUGCUGCUGCUGCUGCUGCUGCUACCGCUGCUACUGCUCUGUUGCUGCUGCUAUUGCUGUCGCUUGUGUCAUCCUGUAGUAGUACGAUCGAGUGCCUCGCAGCGGAGUUGAGCCGGGCCGAGCCGAUCAGCCUGCAUUCGAUCGGCGGAAAAGGGCUGCCAGGAGAGCUGCAAGGAGAGUGAUCGGGUGUGUGAUACUCGCGACUCGUUGCUGAAGAUGCUGGAGCAGUGAGCGCAACCGGUUUUCUCCACAAGGCUCGUGCGCUUCGCAGCGCGGUGGAGCGGCACCAAUGCCAGUCAGGAAGGGUCUCCUCGCGCCGCAGAACACUUUCUUGGAUACUAUCGCCACACGUUUCGAUGGAACCCACAGCAACUUUGUACUGGGAAAUGCGCAGGUGCCGUCGAUCUAUCCGAUCGUCUACUGCUCCGAUGGCUUCUGCGAGCUGACGGGAUUCGCGCGGGCGCAAAUCAUGCAGAAGGGUUGCGCCUGCAAGUUUCUCUACGGGCCGGAAACGAAGGAGGAAGAAAAGGCCAUGAUCGACAAGAGUCUAGAGAGCAAGACCGAACUAAAGAUGGAAGUAGUCUUCUACAAAAAGAACGGGAGCCCAUUCGAUUGCCUACUCGACAUUGUUCCGAUAAAAAACGAGAAGGGUGACGUCGUUCUGUUCCUGGCCUCGCACAAAGACAUCACGCAUACGAAGAACCUUCAGCUCUGUGAGUUGCACGAUAGUGACUCGAAUGGCAAUAUCGACCCUGAGGCACCGCCUUCCAAUUACGGUAGAAGAAGGAGUCGCGCCGUCCUUUAUCAACUGUCAGGCCAUUACAAGCAGGACAAUAAGCACAAAAUUAAGCUAAACAAUACGCUUCUGCAUUCCACUGCACCGCCUUUACCGGAAUACAAAACGUCAGCGAUCAAAAAGUCGCAAUUUAUUCUUAGCCAUUACGGCGGCUUCAAAUCCUGCUGGGACUGGUUGAUACUCAUCGCGACCUUUUACGUGGCAAUAAUCGUUCCCUAUAAUGCGAGCUUCAUCAACACCGAUAGGCCUACCAUGGUCAGUGACGUUGUCGUCGAAGCGCUCUUCAUUAUUGAUAUCGUUUUGAACUUCAGAACAACAUACGUGAGCAGAAAGGGCGAAGUAGUCAGCAAUAGCAAGAGCAUCGCCGUGAACUACGUGAAAAGUUGGUUCUUGGUCGACCUCGUGGCGGCAUUGCCAUUUGAUUUUCUCUAUGCCUCCGACGUUUACAGCGGCGAGUAUAAAAUAACGAACGCUCGCUCGGUUUCUACGGAGCAGGAAUCGGCGCACAGUAAUAUCCACCUGGUAAAACUGACGCGACUGCUGAGACUGGCGCGUCUCCUGCAAAAAAUGGACCGGUACUCGCAGUACAGCGCGGUCAUCUUGACGAUGCUUAUGCUGUUCUUCAUCCUGGUGGCGCACUGGUUGGCCUGCAUCUGGUACGUCAUCGCCGAGAAGGAGAGACUGCGGAACGACAAGGACUGGGAUCUGGGCUGGAUACACACCCUGGCCGAGCGGCUGAAGAUAUCCGUGCAGAACGUCACGCACACGGAGAGCUACAUCACGGCGCUGUAUUUCACGUGCAGCAGCCUGACUUCCGUAGGAUUCGGCAACGUUUCGGCGAAUACGUUCUCGGAGAAGUUCUUCUCCAUCUGCACGAUGCUGAUCGGCGCUCUCAUGCACGCGGUGGUAUUCGGCAACGUCACCGCGAUCAUUCAAAGAAUGUAUUCGAGACGAUCGCUGUACCAGACGAAGCUGCGCGAUCUCAAGGACUUCCUGGUGCUCCACCAGAUCCCGGAGGAGCUGAAGCAACGGAUGCAGGAUUACUUUCAGACCAUGUGGUCACUGAAUCACGGUAUCGACGUGCACGAGACGCUGAAGCAAUUUCCCGAGGAGCUGCGCGGCGACGUCUCGAUGCAUCUACACCGGGAGAUCCUGAGCCUGCCGAUAUUCGAGGCCGCGUCUCAGGGCUGCCUGAAACUGCUGUCUCUCCAUAUCAGAAACAACUUCUGCGCUCCGGGCGAGUUUCUCGUGCACAAAGGCGACGCUCUCUCCUACAUCUACUACUUAUGCAACGGUUCCAUGGAGGUAGUGCAGAACAGCAUGGUGGUCGCGAUCCUCGGUAAGGGCGACCUGGUAGGCUGCGACAUAAACGUGCACCUGCAGCAUGGUAACAACGGCGGCGGCACCUCGGGCUCCGGUUCCGUGGACGUGGUCGUGAAGUCCAGCUGCGACGUGAAGGCGUUAACGUACUGCGAUCUCAAGUGCAUACACAUGCAGGGUCUGGUGGAGGUGCUGCGACUUUAUCCGGAGUAUCAGCACGAAUUCGCGCAUGAUAUACAGCACGAUCUUACGUACAACCUGCGUGAGGGAUACGAGGCGGAGCAGGAGUCCGAUGUGAACGGCCCGUCGUUGACACUACCCUCUAUCAGUGAAGACGACGAGAACGCCGUCGAGGAGGGCGAGUCCUCGCCCUUAUCGCCGCCGAAUAAAUCACCGCUUCACACCUCGAGCCCGCGACAUGCCAAAUUCAGGGAGGAUUACAGGGAGGGCCGACGCGCCGGGAGGGGUGUGCUGGUACGAGGCGGCAGGACGGCGCAGGUGAUCGCCCAGGAAUCUAUGGAGGAGCACAUCCGAGGCUCGGUCGAAAGGCUGGAUAAUCAAUUCUCCACGCUGCAUCAGGACGUCGCGACACUCAGCUGCGAGGUGCGCAACGCCAUUCAAGCGUUGCAGAUGCUCGCCUGCUCGCCCCAGAGCAAUCCGAAUCUGCCGACCCCGGCUAGUCGCGGCAGCGGGGUCCUCGCCAGGAGCUCGUCUCAUCCUCCGGACGCAAUUUGCUGGAACCCGCCGACGAGAUUGAUCGACGCAUCGACGCAGACCGACUGGCCGGUCGACCUGUUCGAAGCAUGGGUGCGUGCGAAUCCUCACAGGGUCCUCAAGAUCUUGAAUCUCGAUCCGGACCUGCUCCUGAGGCUACAACCGCCAUCGCCGACGCCGUCGCCGUCUUCGCCCCCGCCGCCCCCGUAUGAACCCUUAUCGCCGUUGGUGGCCACGCCGCAACAGUCGCCGUCGCGAUCUCUAACGACAGGCAACGACAGCUACGUUUUCGAGAUAGCCCGCGACGCUCCGCACAUUCCACGCUUCUGCAGGCCGUCGAAUCCAAGCUGGGACCCCAACAAUAAGCAGUCGCACCGCUUCAGCGCAGGCGACGCCGAGAACGCGUCCUUGUAUCAGGCGCUGCAGUAUCUUCCGGAGUCACGCUCAUUAAAGUUCGAUUCGUACGACAGUUCAGCAGCUGGUAUUUACUACGAGCUCACGGCAUUCCACGGUAGACGGACGAGGCAAACGGACGACAAAGGGGGCAUCGCCGAGUCGAGAACGGAAGCCGCGCGACGAGCUUUCGAUUGACUCCAUCAGGUCUCAUUCUUGUCAGUAAAACGACCUCGCGCAUGUUAUUAAUCUAACGAGUUCGUCGGCGAUCGGUGAAACCGUUCACUCAGUGUGCGAUUGGAAAGGGCAGCGCUCCUUGUUUGAAUCGAACGAAAGAGAAAGGGACAAAGGGAGGAAACGAUGUGCGAUCAGUUCUUCUCUCGACUCUUCGAUUGAUUGAGACUUCAGUUUGGUGACCUUACGCUCUCAUCGCUUCUGGCGAAUCUCUUUUGAACGACGUUGCUUUGCGAUCGCGGUCGCGCGGGGAUUUACAACAGAACAAAAUAGAAUGAGAUCAUCUGGGACAGAAUAAAACUUGACGCGAGGAAUCAACGACACUUCGUAAUUAUAAAGUUUGAAUCUGACUGGCGACAAUGACGACGACAAUGACGACGACUAGGACAUAUUCGGAGGUCGCAGGAUUCGCAUUGUUUCGAGCCACGGCGCACGUUGCGCAUGCAAAUGCGGGCCUGUGACAAUCGCUCGUUUAUGCGACAGUAGAUGUAAAUUAACGUUUACGUUUCCUUUCCUCGACAAUGUUAAUUCGUGAUCUGGUUGUAUCGCUUAACUCUCGAACGUAUCUUUGGGCUUGCGAAUUGCGACUCGCGAAAUUGCCCGCACUCCGCGGACGCGGCCGAUUUACGCCGAUUGGAUAGUCAAACGGAUCGAAUUAAGACUGAUACGCUCGUACACAGAGACGUAAUAUGCAUAUCAAAACGCACGUGGCUUCCGCUCUCAAGCGGAGGCAAAAUGAAAUACUGAAUUAAUAAAAAUCUUUCCAAUAACUUUUUUGCUGCGCGCGAUUUAAAAAUAUCAAGAUAUUUCCAAUGAUAUAUCAGCAUCUCAUUUAUGAAAACACAUAAUUCUUUACUCAUCCCUCAUUAUUCCGCGAACAAAAUGUAUUAGCAAGAGAUCCAAAAGUUCAAUAAUCGCGAAAUAAGCAAGCGAAAUUGAUUUUGCGAUGAGUGAAAUAUUAUAGCAGGCGCUCGCGAAAGCGCGUGUACUUAUUUUGCAUAUUAUUGGCUUGACAGAUAAAUCAUUUUGCGAACGUGGAAUCAGACAAUAUCUGCAAGCUAACGGAAGAAAAUAAAUAAUAGUGGACAAUUUGAUCAAAUAUAGCGCGAUUUAUUUUGUUGCUCAAAUAGAUGAGUAGGAAUCAACAAAUUCGUCACAGAAAUAUAACCUUUCGAAAAAUUCAAUAAAAUUCCGCAAGCCUUCCUAAUAUUGAUAUUCCGUCUACUGCAAUUCUCCUCGGCAAAUUUUUUCGGUGUUCACUUCGCGAUCGAGAUAUAUAUAUAUAUAUAUAUAUAAACAGUGGAUAAAAUAUUAUAUAUAAUAUUACCAUGGAAAUUUUCAACAUCGCAAUAUAUCCCUCGGUAACGCGAAAUACCAUCGAAGUGCCGCGUAUUCGAGAGUUAAGGGAUGCUUCGAAUUAUCCUAGGCAUUCCUCACUGCCAAACAGAAUAAGAUCUGGCUUUAUACAUCCCCUCCCUGCCCCCUGAACCGUUCUUUCGUUCCCGAUGACGAAUUAUUUCACCGAGUAUCGCUACUCGAAUGAAAAGAGGAAGAAAGGAAAACUGAGAGAGGAGAAACGUAUUCUCUCGCUUGUAUCAUUCCACGCGCGUUAUCCUUUCAUCCGGUUCCAAGUUUACACACGUUCGUGGAUUAGAACGUUAUUAGUACGCUCCGGACGAGAAAUAAAGGAGAAGACUAUCCGAGAGCAUCAAGAUCUUACAAUUCGCUUCUGCAAACGCCGUCUACGUGCGAUAAUUGUAUUCUAACGUUUUCUACUUAAACGUCAAAUACGACGACACAUGCCAUUUCCUUUUCGCUAGGUAGUUAUGAGCGCUCGGUGCUUGAUGAAAAAGGGAAAAAGAAAAAAAAAUAUAACGCAGAAAAGGACCUUGGUCUUCGCUGAUAAUGAGACGCAUUAAUCGUUAUGUUGCAUGUCUCCGCCGCUUCAGGACAGAGAGUGAGUGAGUGAGAGAGAGAGAGAGAGAGAGAGAGAGAGAGAGAGAAAGAGAGAGAGAGAGAGAGAGAGAAGCGAUUCCACGUGUGGUAUUAUAUUAUUCGCGCCAAUCGACUCGUUAAAUCCGAGAGGGGCUCUAGGAGUAGCAAUAAUGUGCACGACACAUUCUCGAUGUACACCGUCUACGUCCAAUCUAGAAUGUAGAGUUCGUUUUUAAGUACGAGAUACAGUACAUACGUAGAUACAGACGAGACAUUAGAGCAUAAUUUAUAGUAUGGCACGUCGUCGCGCGGCAAGGGACGACGAUAAUUUCGUGUAAGAGUAGGUGGAAGAGGAGGGGAAGAAAAGGAGGUGGAUGUAAUUCCCGGCGUUCUGGGUGUGGGUGUGCGUGUGUGGGUAGGCAGGUGUGGAUGUGUACGUGUGCGCGUUUACGGAGUAAAAUGAAAGUUCAAGUCUACAUUCGUUGGAUAUCUGUGUCCACUACAAAAGCUGUGUCACGACGAUCUUGUCUGUCCGACGGUAUUACUAUAUGUAGGCUACUUCUCAGAUCAAUCGGACGUGUACAUAUACAUACAUAUGUGAGGGGAGGGACGGGGAGAGGGAUGCGGCGUGUUGCAGAGACGAUGAUAUGUGAUAAGGCACGGCUUUGGCCAUGCACAACUGCGUUCGUUCGACUCACGUCGGUAUUUGCGAAGGAUUCAACGCGUGUCGUGUCGUUCCGCAACGCACAGGGCGAUGCCCUGUUCUUUUUCGUUGAUUUUUGGAUCGUGAUAUUUUUUAUUGGUUCUCAUACGUAUGAACAAAUUCAUGAUGUGCGCAUCAUAAUCUUGCCGGAGAUUUCUCGCAGGUACACGAUACUGGUAACUUCUUAUUUAUUGGUGAUUUUUCUUUAUUUAUUCAGUAGUCGAAUCUUACGGGGACUGACAAAAUUUGUUGAAUCGGCAUUGAUUUCAUUAGAUGCUGAGUCAUUUUAUAGACGAAGACAAUUAAUGAUUGAGAAAUGGCGAGAAAAAGUGGUAAGUAAUGAAGGAAGAUACUUUGAUCGAACAUGGCAUUUCAUCGCUAUUAAUGAGACAAAUACGGCUAAAACUACAACCUUUGCGAACCAUUAAUAAUAUCGAAAUUUAUCCGAUAUAUUCCUCGCUCCGUGUUUUACCAUUAUCAGCAUUAUUUCGCGUGAUGGAAAAUUAACGAUUAGUAACAGCGAUAGAGAUGAAAGCUCGUUAAACGCGUGAUUGCAAGACGAAAGCGUUCUCGCAAAUACCGACGGGGCCAGCUGUUUUAUAAAUAUUUCAUAUAUUUUGUUAUACUGUUUCUAUGCUCCUCGCGCAAUUAUAAUUCAAACUAAGUGUAUUAUAAAGCAUUAUAUAUCUAACACUCCUCUCACACACGACUUCUAUAUAACUUUUUACACACUUCUAUACACACCGGGCCGCGGUGAGAGCGAGUAGCGCGACUCUCCCGAAUAUUCUAUAUAUACAUAUAUACAUAAAUAAAUAAAUAAAUAAAUAUAUAUAUAUAUACACUUCGUAAGAUAAGGUUAAGAGUAAGCACAAAUAUAAUAAAAUGAUAUAUUCUUCCUAAUAUAUUAUUAUAUCCGCUCAUAAAGAAGAGUCAUAAGGAUCUCCUCUAGGGAGAAUUUUACGCGAGAUCUUAUGAGUCGGUCAAUGUGCAUUAUGUCCUCAACAACCGGCCGAUCAACAGCGUAUGCAAGUUGGACGAACAACGUAACGGCGACGCUGUGCUCUUCGCGUUAAUCCCUUACCGCGUAGUUAAUUCUCCGCCGUGAAAGACUCGCGCUCUGACGCGAGCCGCGUUAAAAGUACAAGAAUAGAUUAAAACGGAUUACUCUCGCUGUUCUACCUCUUUAAUGGAAAAGAAAGGAGAAAACGUAUAUAAUUUAAUCGGCAAUAAAUAAAUACGGCGGAUCUCAUUGCUGGACCGAGAUCGCUCCGCCACGGAACGACGGGGGUGGGUUCGAUUUUCCGAAAUUAAUUUCGGGGAAUUUUGAUUAACGAGGAAGCGAGUGAGCUGUGCUCGGGGAAAUUUCUUGGAGGAACAAAAAUUAUAAGGAUCUUAUAUAUAUGAGGAAGAUUUUAGUAAUUCGCGAGGUUUCGGAAAAUUGGGAUCUCCGCAAAAAAGGAGAAAGUAUGUUAUUUUUA